This is a messenger RNA of Heterocephalus glaber (naked mole-rat), 2601 nucleotides long. NCBI's taxonomy places the organism in Eukaryota, Metazoa, Chordata, Mammalia, Rodentia, Bathyergidae. The record is from RefSeq and is a predicted model, not a curated record.
UCUAAACUGGGGGGGCGUGGUCAGAAACCGAGCUUUUUCAGAGGGCGGGGCUCGGGAGCGGGUGGAGGCAAGGUGGGGGUGGUACGAGCUCCCUCUUGACCUUCGCUUCCUUUGGCGGUCUUGCUGUCGCGCUCUAGGCCCCUUGGAAUCACGUGGGCACGCACUAGCACCACUAAGGAGUACUGCUGCAAGCUCAGCCUUUGAAAAUUUUUGUUCGCAAAGUGAGAACAGGAAAAGUGUUUAAUGGUGGACAGCAAGUUCAUGGGGGUGUCCUGUAUUUUCCAUCUACAACGACAUGCCUGAUUAAACAUCCAUGUGAGAAAACCACAGCACUAUAUUUAGGACGGCAGGUUUUUUUCACAAGAGAUAACUUUGAGUAUAGUCUCCUUCCACUCACCAUCCCGACAUCAAUAAUGGUUGGCCGGCCAGAAGUGACCUCCGCACAUUUUGCUGGCUCACACCUGCUGUUAGUAGUGAAUCAGAGAGUCUACAUGUACAAUUACAAAGCUGGCCUCUGGAACACAUCCGAGGGUAUACAACACCCUGUUUCACAUGUUUCUGGUGAUAAUUGUUGUUUUGUUGGAAAUACCUUUUGCCUGGAGAUAAGUAACUCAGUUUUUGCAUAUUUGCAUGGAGAGCAGAUAUCUCAAGCCAAUAUCUAUUUCUCAAAUAAUGGAGGAUUCAGUUUUCAAAAGUUUACCUAUGAAAGACAGGCUGAAUUGGUUGGGUCUUUAGGGGGAAUCUUCUUCCUUCACGCCUUGUCACAGGUUGGGCUGCUUGUCAUUAAUAACAGGAAGGGUAUGUUCGCCUACUCUGACCACCCCCUCAACCGGAGUCUGGGGCUGGCCUUCGACUACAAUGAGACACUCGAGGUCCUCAUACCACCAGGCCAGAGAGGCUUACUGAUCCUCUGGAGCCAAAACAACCUCUUCUUGUCCCUCAAUGCAGGUCAGAUCGUGGAAACCAUCCAGGUUCAAAAAGGAGGCCAGACUUUGCACCCUUCUAUCUUUGGCGCCAAUAUCACCAUCCACACCAUUGCUGCCUAUGAGAAUGGCCUGGCGGUGUUGACCCGAGAGGAUCAUUUGUAUUACGGAAGUCUGGGAGUCCUGUCUGGUUCUAGUUCCAUAAUCAAAUUUCCAGACCAACAAGUGUGGUCCCAGGGGGCAGCCCUGAUGUUCCUGAACCCAGGGAAGCUUCAGAUCCUGACCCCACUUCCUGAUGCUGCAUCCCCUGUGUACGACUUCCAGAAGUGUGUGGUGAACAUUCAGGCAACUCUCAUGGAUCCUGACCUCCAUGUUGAAAAGUGCAAAAUAGAACUGAUGUAUGGAAACUUCGAAGGGAAAAUGUACACCAUGGAUAUGAACAGCCAGCUGGAAGUGACAGCUGUCCUGAUCCCCCGGCCAGACGCAUCCCUAAUUCCCCAGGUGAUGGUGAGCAACCCCUACUCCCUGGGGCUGAAGACCAGCAUCUAUGAGUCUGACAACACCUACGAAGGGAAUGUCCUGUACAAACUGUACAUCAGACUCAAGCAGCAGCACCACUGGGGCUGGUUCGACCCCAACUUCACCUCCAGCAUAAAGAGACCCACCAUGUCUACCCUCACUGUGGACAUCGCCAACAAGGAGAUCUCGUGUGUGGAUUUGAAGCCCCUGACGGCGCUUAUUUCCAUUGGUUGUGACCGGGAAAAGAAGCUUAUCGUGCAAAACAAGAUCUCUGCCUGCUCUGCGGGUGUCCUCGACCCUCGAGUGCUGCAGGACAACUACACCUACGUCAUCAAGAAGGGAUCCUAUGACCUCGGCCCUGGCAGGGAGUCGGCCAAAGGAGACCUGCUGGUGUCCUACCCAUUCAAGGACUUCGGCUGCCCCGGCCUUGUCUACUACGAGACCCCCUGGAAGCCAGUGAUCGAGCUGUGGCACGGGAACGAGUUCGCGGAGCUGGUGGAGGCCGAGUUCGUGCUGCGCGAGGUGCACGGGCUCCGCACCUUCUCCUACGCGCUCACCGCGAAGGACGCCGGCUGCCGCUCGCAGCCGCAGAACUGGAGCUCGGUGCUGCAGUCCGCGCUCGGGUCCGGACGCGCCCCCUGGAGCAGAGAGAGCUACGUGAGCUGCCACAGUCCCAGUUCCCAAACCCCCCUGAGGUGGCCAGACGUCCAGUAUCAGAUCCUAGGGGGCCGGACAGACAACAGGGUCAUUUUCAAACAAUGGAAUGGAAUCUACGUUUUCCACCUUUCCGUCUUGGAUCCGUACUACAGCUACUGCCGCCUGGAGACCACCUUCAGCAUCUAUGUGUACGGCGCCUACCCACUGUCCCUCUUUGCGCCCGGAGUCACCAUUGUCCUGCUGGUGGCCAGCAUGCUGCUGGCCAUGUGGCUGGCCCACAUCCUCCCCAAGCUGCUGUGUGCCCACGGCGGCCUCAAGAUCAAGGAGGCCUACAGGGAGCUGCGCCGGAGAUGCCACGGGCUCUGCCACUGUUGCCGUGGCCGGCAGCACUGACCGGAGCCCCAAAAGCCACCUUGAUGCCGCCCACAGGGGUCUUGCUCCAGGCUGCUGUCUUAAAAUAAAAUAUUUGGUAACAAAGCAAGAAGCAUGUGUGUGUGCUAGC